This is a messenger RNA of Hemiscyllium ocellatum (epaulette shark), 1671 nucleotides long. RefSeq lists its product as uncharacterized. Bases 546 to 1535 code for a protein of 329 amino acids. NCBI's taxonomy places the organism in Eukaryota, Metazoa, Chordata, Chondrichthyes, Orectolobiformes, Hemiscylliidae. The record is from RefSeq and is a predicted model, not a curated record. The transcript is spliced from 6 exons.
AUGGGACCCAGUGGGACCCAGUGACACCCAAUGGGAGCCAGUGACACCCAGUGACGGGACCGCCCCCAGUGGGAGCCAGUGGGACCCAGUGACACCCAAUGGGAGUGAGUGACACCCAGUGGGACCCAGUGACGGGACUGCCCCCAUUGGGACCCAGUGACACCCAGUGGGACCCAGUGACACCCAAUGGGACCGAGUGACACCCAAUGGGACCCAGUGACACCCAGUGGGAGUGAGUUACACCCAAUGGGACCCAGUAGGAGUGAGUGACACCCAAUGGGAGUGAGUGACACCCAAUGGGACCCAGUGACACCCAAUGGGAUCCAAUUGGUACCAGUGACACCCAAUGGGACCCAGUUGGUACCAGUGACACCCGAUGGAAUCCAGUGGGACCAAUGGGAGUGAGUGACACCCAAUGGGAUCCAAAGACACCCAAUGGGACCCAGUGACACCCAAUGGGACCCAGUGACACCCAAUGGGAUCCAAUUGGUACCAGUGACACCCAAUGGGACCCAGUGACACCCAAUGGGAUCCAGUGACACCCAAUGGGACCCAGUGACACCCAAUGGGAUCCAAUUGGUACCAGUGACACCCAAUGGGACCCACUGACACCCAAUGGGAUCCAAUUGGUACCAGUGACACCCAAUGGAAUCCAGUGGGACCAAUGGAAGUCUGACGGCGCUGUGCCUGGGAACUACACAGUGACUGGGGAGAGCCCGUGCUGGGAGGGCGCGGCAUCGGCUCAGCAGUCCACCUGGGAGGGGGCGGCAAUGACCAAGCAUGGGGCGCACUGGCCGUGCCUCAGGCCCAGGAGGGAGACGCUGACCGUGACGGAGACGCCCAGGCGCUGUCACGCGCGGUCGGGGCACAGGUUCCGGGUCUGCCCGCCCCAGUGCCAGCCUUGGAGACUGGAAGUACCACCCUCCAUGCCCUGGUCCCACAUCAACCCAGGGGCUGUUCCCUUCACCGGAGCAGGCCGAACGGGAGAGCAUUCCCCUCGAACAAACGUAAAACGUCACAACGAGACGGACCAGGAGGGUCCGUGCUGUAAGCACUUCCUGUCGGAGGAAGCCAUGAUGGCUCACUUUAGACGCCUCAGUCUCAGUAACGAUCACGUUUACGGAACCAAUGGGCUCCCCAUCGCGACGGGAAAGGGCACCUCAGAGAGCGGGCACAGUGCCCACAGCCAGAACACCAGAGUUGACCCGGAGGGAGGCGGGGGCUGGAACUCCGAGGCGGGUGAAGGGAGAGACGUGAUCGUUGAGGGGAUGUUUGACAUGAGUGACAGCCACGUCAUCGUCAUGUCCCCCGAGCUGCAGAGGAGGUUACAGACCCCCCCGGACGAGAUCCUGCCCCGGAACAUUCUGGAAUCCAUAAAGCGACCCUGCAUGGAGAUCAUGUUGUGGACACCUCCCAGCUCCCUCCUCCAAGAGACCAUGUGGGCGCUGAGGCGAUCGGCGCGACGUUCAGAGGAGGACGACAAGGAGGGGGAGAGGACGUUGCCUCAGCAGCGGGACGACGAGAUGGAGCAGUGAGGGGAGAGAGACACACACAGAGAGAGCACGGAGCUCUGUCUGUCCCACUCCCCGCACUCUCGCCCUCCCUUCCCACCUUGUUUUGUCAGGAAGAUUGGUAGGCAGCCUCGGAAUAAACACAGCCAUUCGGACGGUU